AUGUACAAGCUCGUUUUCAUCAACGGCCGCCCGCGCGACAAACCCGCCCACUGCCAGGCGUGCGGCCCCACUGGCCGGGUGGUAGCUCUGGAGCCGACCCCCGCUGCCGCCGCAGCCUGUCGCGACAAUGUGGUGCGCCACGCGGUGUGGUGCGCGGCUCGCGGCGUGGGGGUAGCCCCGGUGGAGGUGGUGGAGGCUGCAGCGGGGGACGGCAGCUGCGGAGAAGCUGAGUUUACGAUCUAUGAGCGCGCGUCUGGCUGGUCAUCCAUGGCGCCGGAUGACGACGAGACCGCGGCCAACAUGGAGGCAUACAUCGAGCAGCGGCUGGAAGCCAUAGGGGCGGCUGGCAGCGGCGGCGGCGGCGGGGGCAGCGGCGAGGGCGGCGGGGCCGGAAGCCUUGUGGCGGCAGCGGGCACUGCAACGGCAUUUGCGGCGGCGGCUGCGCCCGAGAGUCGGGCAGCGGAGGAGGAGGCCCCGGUUGGGCUGGUGGAGCGGUUACUGCUCCCCGUGGCGGCGGCUCUGCGGCGGCAGCCGCUCGGCCGCGGCGCCCUGCGGUUGCUUGAGCGCGCCUACAUACGGCUCGUCCUCAUGGGGGGCCGGCAGCACGUGCGCUGCCGCGUCGUGGCACUUGGACAGCUGUUCCAGGAGCUCCGGAUUGAGCGUGUCUCCCUCCUGAAGGUGGACGUGGAGGGCGCUGAGCUGGACGUGUUGAGGGGCCUGGGCCAUGACGGCUGGGCCAGGGAGGAGGCGGCGCGGCAGUACGCCUGGAUGGUCCACAAGCUCAAGGGCGCCGAGGCCUCGGCGCAGUGCCAGGUGCCGCCGACGCCAUCCGAGGUGGCGCGCCUGGACGCGAUUUCCCUGGAGCAGCUGCUUGCGGAGUUCAGGGCCUCAGCGGAGGUUUUCUCGCGCGGCCGCAGCAGCGCGUACCGCGGCGUCAGCUGGCACAAAACAUCUAAGAAGUGGUUUGUACAAAUCUGCAACCCUUCUGCUGAUGGCAAGAGAGAGCGGACCUUCCACGACACUGAGGAGGCGGCGGCCCUCUGCUACGACGCCAAAGCUCGCCAGUACCAUGGCUCAAAAGCCAAGCUUAAUUUCCCGCUGCCAGGGGACCCAGGGUACGUGGCAUCGUCCCCGGCGGCGCCCGCACCAGCAGUGCCCGCAUCAGGCGGUCCUGCCGUGCUGCCCGCGCAGGGCUCGGGCGCGGCCGCCGAGGUGACAGCGGGGACAGAAGCAACCAGCGGCGGUGGCGGCGGCGUUGGUGUGGCGGCGGCAGCUGGUCUCAAUGGCAGUGGCUUGACGUGGGGCAAGCUUGUGAGCUUCAACCCCCAGAAGGUGCUGGAUCCUGCUGAGUACGAGCGGCUGUCAAAGAUUGCCACGACAGUGGAGGUGCCGCCCGAGGUGACCACCCUCCCAGAGCGAAACCUGGAGGGACUCCUGGCUGACCUGGACCAGGACAACCCUGACAGUGCCCCGCUCAUCAAGCGCUACAGCAGUGCUCUUGAGUGGUGCCGGGCCCGCAGGGCCGCCUGGGAGGAGCACACCAAAAGCGGCCAUUGGUAUGUGUACCCGGCCCUGGGCCCAGACCCAGAGCCACUGCAGGCGGCCGGCGGCGGCCAGGAUCGUGGGGCGGGCGCGGCGGCAGAUGCAGGGGCAGCGGGCGCGCAGGCCCCGAAGUUUCCGCCGCCACCGCAAGGGCCCGCCCCAACGGACGUCCCCGCCAGCUGCGGCGACGGCAGUGACGGCGGCCUGGCGGGUGCCAGUGGCGAUGGUGCGACAGCUGCUCUCGCGGCUUUGGACGGAGGCGAGGCGGGGAGCGGGCAGGCAGACAGCGCGCUAGAGAGGGAUACCGCGCAGGAGCAGCCGGCGCUGGCUGGCCAGACUGGUGUCGAUCAGGACUUGGCGGCAGGCGCAGUGGCUGCAGCGGGCGCAGACAGCGCGGGCGAUGCGGUGGUCGGAGCUGUGGGUGUGCCGGAGGGAGCGGCAGCUGGGGAGGGGGACGCAGCUGUGGGGGUGCUGGGCGCGGCUGCAGAAGGUGGCGGCCGGCCGCCUGUCGACCCUGGGCUGAUGAGCAGCUCUUCUGAUGAGCUGGCCUCCUGUUGGAGCAGUGGAGACGAUGACGAGGGGUCUGGGGCGCAAUACUCAGCCCCGGACUUCGCCGCCGAAUGGGCAGCGGCGUUCCCCUUCACAUCCGCCGGCCGCCAGUGGAGCAGCCUCGUGGUGUAUGCGCCAGACAGGGAGGAUGCACGGCGCCAGGUGGUGUCCCUGUUUGAGCAGUACGAGCGGCGCUGCCUGCGCCUGCACCCAGACCGCCCCGCCUUCCACAGAUACCCCCAGGCGGGCCAGCCCGUGUACCCCCCGCGCGAGGAGGGCGGCGUCACCCGCGGCCGCAAGUGGGACGUGUACCGCGACUGCUGGCACAUCGCUGACAAGCACCCUCACUCUGAGGUCUUCUGGCUAGAUGAGUCAUGCACACACCAGUGGAUCCCAGGGCGGCGGGUGAUGGUGACGCGCGUCGACCCCAGGCGCCGCGAGGAGAUGGCACGGCACGCGGGCCAGAGGGCGGCGCUGAACAGAGAUGCAGCAGGCCCCCUGCCGCGCCUUUCAGAUGACUCAGAUAAUAGCAGCGACGAGGAGGGUAAUGAGAGCGGCUCAGGCCACGGCACUGAUGAGGAGAGGGGGGCGCGGCUGUCUCCCGCCCAGCUCAGCGGCGCAGAUGCACUGAUGGCCGCCGCAGCGGCCGCGGCGGCAGCGGCGCAGCCGCAUGGGCCUGGCACGGUCCCAGACGCUGGGCGCAACCCAGCCGACGCCGCGGCGGCGGCGGCGGCUGCGGAGCGCGUGGCCAGGUACAGCGCCCUCCGACAGAAGCGGCUGCUACGUGAGGCGGCCGCGCGCCGCGAACGCAGGGCGGCGCGUGCGGCGGUUGGCCGGCCGGCGGAGAGCUCCGAUGAGGGCGGCGACGAGGAGGAAGAGGAGGAGGUGGAGCGGGAUGCACGCGGGGGUGCAGACGGCGGUGUGGGGGGCGGCGAGGGGGGGCAUGCAAACAAGCGGGUGCGCCGGGAGGAGUUGAGGAUCGACCCGCGGCCGUGGGAUGAGGUGAUGGCGGAUGAGGGGCCCGAGGUCUCGUGCGGCGACGACGCGGGCGGCGGCAGCGGCGGGGCCGGUCGCGAUGCCGUCAGCGGCGGCACUGACCAGGGCCCGAGACGGCGGCAGGCUGGAGGCGCCGAGAAGGGGCAGGAGGGGCGGAGGGGGCACGGCGGGCAGCAGCAGGCGGCGGGUCAGCAGGAGGAGGGGCUGCAGCAAGAGGAGGCGGCCAGGCGGCAGCAGCACAAAGAAGAUCUACGGGAGGGCCGCAUCAUGGCACAGUCCAUAGAGGAGUGGACGCCCCUGCCAGAGUCAUACUUUGACUACCCGCCGCCCGGCGCCCCGCGCCCCUCCCGCCACGCGCCGCUGGCGGCGCUCGCUGAGUCAGCGCUGUCCGGCCUCCGCGGCCGCCCGCAGCUCUCGGCCCGCGCGCGGGCGGCUGCCGCGGCGGGGCUGCCGGCGCCGGCGCGGCCGGCCGUGGAUUCCAAGCGGCUGUGGCGGGGUAUCGACGUGCCAAAGUUGGCCAACAUCCCUGCUGGCAGUUUGUGGGGCACCCAGAUCUCGGAAGACAUGCGGGCGGUGGACAGCAGCAGCAGCGAUUACAGCUCCAGCGGCGAUGAGGAGCAGCGGGCGGCGCGGGACGAGGCGCGGGAGGGGGCGAAGGGGCUGGGGGCGGACGAGGAGGGCGCUGCCACGAUCAAGCGGCGGCCGUGA
Molecule: messenger RNA, 3795 nt
Organism: Monoraphidium neglectum
Lineage: Eukaryota; Viridiplantae; Chlorophyta; Chlorophyceae; Sphaeropleales; Selenastraceae
Exons: 18
Coding region: 1-3795 (1264 amino acids)
Biological process (GO): regulation of DNA-templated transcription
Molecular function (GO): DNA binding; DNA-binding transcription factor activity
Source: RefSeq, a predicted model, not a curated record